AUGUCUACCGUUGUGGACGCCUACUGGGCUGCGCCGGCCAUAGCUAGAACCGUCGCAACUCUCGUAUUCGUUUGCUCCCUCGGGGUCUACACUGAAUUGUUCUCCAUCGGUCCCUUCUGGUUUCACUGGCGCUUCCUCUUCAAAUUCCCGCCUGCUGUCUAUCGACUCGUAACGAGCUUCUUGAUCACCGGCCCCCAGAUCGGCGUCCUCCUAGACACAUACUUUGUCUACUCCUACUUGAGCCAGCUCGAGAAGGGAAACUCCAAGUUCUCGCGCAAGGAGGACCUGAUCUGGUACUUGAUGGUUGUCGGCAGCGUCAUCAUUUUCCUGGACCAAGCUUUUGUUGGUUUCGGUCGCUAUCUUCCGGCACUGCUAAUCGCCAUUUGUUAUACGGCCACCCAAGAUCAGAGGGGUCAGAUGGCACACUUCUACGUAGUCACAAUUCCUGCUCAGCUCAUGCCUUACGCUCUGCUUCUCUUGAAUCUGCUGAACGGAUGGAUCAUGGUCCAGAUCUGCUUGUGUGGCUUGGUGGCCGCACAUUUCCACGACUUCUGCACUAGACUGUAUCCAGAAUUCGGUGGGGGCCCGAAUCUCUUGCCCACGCCGUGGUUUCUCUCGUGGAUCAUGUCCACGCCUCGUGUGUCAAACACUUCGUAUGGUUCCUCGUACGUCCCGCCGAGGGAUGAUCAGCCCCGAGGCGGACCACUGCCAGAUUCCUGGAGGAGUGCAGGUCCCGGUCGACGACUAGGUUAG
Molecule: messenger RNA, 753 nt
Organism: Pestalotiopsis fici W106-1
Lineage: Eukaryota; Fungi; Ascomycota; Sordariomycetes; Amphisphaeriales; Sporocadaceae
Exons: 3
Coding region: 1-753 (250 amino acids)
Biological process (GO): endoplasmic reticulum unfolded protein response
Cellular component (GO): endoplasmic reticulum membrane; Hrd1p ubiquitin ligase ERAD-L complex
Molecular function (GO): misfolded protein binding; ubiquitin-specific protease binding
Source: RefSeq, a predicted model, not a curated record